GCGGAAACCGAAAGUGCCGUGCCACAGGCGAGCGCAGUGGGGAGAUUGAUUCACCUUCACCUGUACAGAUCCCUAGCUGACCCGAGUGGGAAGCCAGGAAAGCAAAGCAAUAAAACAUGAAUGGAAGAGCGGAUUAUUUGGUCACCGAAGAAGAGAUCAAUCUUACCAGAGGACCUACAGGGCUGGGCUUCAACAUCGUCGGUGGGACAGAUCAGCAGUAUGUCUCCAAUGACAGUGGCAUCUUCGUCAGCCGCAUCAAAGAGAAUGGGGCUGCGGCCUUGGAUGGGCGGCUCCAGGAGGGUGAUAAGAUCCUCUCGGUGAAUGGCCAUGACUUAAAGAAUCUGCUGCACCAGGAUGCUGUAGACCUCUUUCGUAAUGCAGGCUAUGCUGUGUCCCUGAGAGUGCAGCACAGGUUACAGGUGCAGAAUGGACCUGUAGGACGCCGAAGUGAAGGAGAGCCAAGUGGCAUCCCCAUAGCCAUGAUGCUAGUGCCAGUGUUUGCCCUCACUGUGGUAGCAGCCUGGGCCUUCAUGAGAUACCGACAACAACUUUGACAAGCUCGCUUUCCUCCAGUGCCCCUGAUGAAGAUACAUUUCUCUCUUUCUGUCAUCCUCCUCCCUUAAAUCCUCCCGUAUCUUUCCCUCUCUCUGCAUAGCCAACACAUGAUUUAAAGUGACUGAUACCCACCCAGAACUUGCUAUUCUAAAUCUGCUUGAAAUCCUCAGAUCCUAAUGGAGAGUAAAGGUAUUGUUUGAAGAAAAGCCAAGAAAAGACUUGCUGAGAACAAAUGAAGAGUUAUAUUUUUUACCAGGGCCACCAAUAGAAGUUCAGCUACCACCCAAAGAAAGCAAAGUCCAGUCUUCCCAUCACCAUGGAUGAUGACUUUUUUCUUAGCUGACAUUCCUCAAAAGCCAGCUGUAUGAGAUGUGAAGAGAGGAUUUUUUUUUAGUUAUCUUUCUUGGGAAGUUUUUGUGGACUUUUAAAAUUUCUUUCAACUGCAUACCUGGGUGCCUAUGUCAAACACAAGAGAAUAAGAAAGGAAACAUUCUCACUUUCUUAAAAAAGUGAAUACAUAUAUAUAUAUAUAUAUAUAUAUAUAUAUAUAUAUAUAUAAUAUGUAUAUUUGAAUGUAUACUCACAUGUGAUAAUAGUGAUGCUUUAUGAAGCAUUAAAAAAAUGAGUAAGCUCCUCUACUUUCUAGAUUUCAUUAGGGAUGAUCGUAAUUGAAGAAUUUGAAGAGAUUUAUAGAGCAUUUAUAGUAGGAGUGAGGGCGUGACCCUUAAAGAAGAUUCCCAAUAUGAGUCAUUGAAAAAAAAAAAACUGAAGCAACUAACAAAAAUCUUGAAUGAAUAAUAUUUCUUCUCAUAAUAACUAAUG
Molecule: messenger RNA, 1377 nt
Organism: Choloepus didactylus (southern two-toed sloth)
Lineage: Eukaryota; Metazoa; Chordata; Mammalia; Pilosa; Megalonychidae
Gene: SYNJ2BP
Product: synaptojanin 2 binding protein
Exons: 4
Coding region: 117-554 (145 amino acids)
Molecular function (GO): protein binding
Source: RefSeq, a predicted model, not a curated record